Exophiala aquamarina CBS 119918 is the source of this 3012-nucleotide messenger RNA. RefSeq lists its product as uncharacterized. Gene Ontology annotation, cellular component: intracellular membrane-bounded organelle. The record is from RefSeq and is a predicted model, not a curated record. Gene Ontology annotation, molecular function: phosphatidylinositol binding. Bases 1 to 3012 code for a protein of 1003 amino acids. NCBI's taxonomy places the organism in Eukaryota, Fungi, Ascomycota, Eurotiomycetes, Chaetothyriales, Herpotrichiellaceae. The transcript has a single exon.
AUGGAGGAACACUCUGAUCCUGAUCCUGUCAACCCCCGUCAGAACCAGACAGACUCCGCGAUCCUUUCUCAGCCGUCCACUUCCGCAUCCCUUGUCCAGACUGUUCCUACGACUGCCACUUCCACUAAGGGCGUCAAUACUUCCGCCGCCAUUGACGCUACUCUGCGAUUCUUUGCCAGCGCCAGCAAUGAGACCCUCGGUGCCUGCGUCGUGGGCCUAUGUGCAUCAACAUACUUGGUCUUGGGCCGGUUUGGCCUGGUACUAAUUGGCGCAGUUGGUGGUGUAGUCCUUCAUGCCACUUGGGACGCCCAACAAUCAGGCGGGACCGAGAAUGGUGGUGGUGGUGAUGCUGCCCGUCGGAGAAAAGAGUUGGGCAUAGAAGUCACGCACCGACUGCUCGACUGGCGAGACAAGCGCCGAGCGGAGGAAGAGAAGAACGACGAGAGCCUUGAACCAGACUCCAAAAUCUCCGUGGACUUUUCAGAUUUCCAGCCAGAAACAAGACAGGCUCUGGUCAACCUCACCGACGCCGUCAUCAGAGACUAUGUCAGGUGGUGGUACAGCCCAUUACUUCCAAAAGAACAGUCGUUCCCGGCAGCGUGCCGACGAACACUGACCAGCUUCAUCCUCUCCUUCUCCAACCAUCUGUCACGCAAGCGGCCAGCUGAUCCUUUUCUGGAUUUCCUCGCAAACUCGACUUCGAUUAUCAUUGUCUUCUUGAACGAGCUCUCAACGGCUUUAAAGGCUUCUUCAAACCAUGAUGCAGAACGCGCCAUUCAAACAUACUUGCAUUUCCAGCCCGACAGCAACCUGGCAAAUGUUCUCAGUCGGGACCAGCAAGAUCGUAAAUUGAAUCUGGUCGCAGAUGAUAUAUUACAAAACUUCCUAGACUCAAAGUCAUAUGCAUGUCCCCCUGUCAAGGUCUUCCUGCGCGAGGUUCUUGCUGGUCUUGUAUUGGAGUCCACCGUCGCUACGUGUUCAAAACCUGAAUGGAUCAAUGGGUGGAUCGUGUACCUUCUUGAAGACGGUGAGCCUGAGAUAAUGAAUGUGAUUGAUUCUGGCGUGGAAGAUAUGGCCAAUGCCGCAUCUCUCGCCUCCGCAAACGCCUCAUCCAGCAAAGGCCAUACGAGACGUGUCAGUAAAGCUGAGGAAGCCAUGGAGGAAGCCAUGCGAGAAGCUCAGAGAUUAAAUGAGAUGAUCGCCGAGGACGAAGCGAGACGGAAGAAAGGCCUCCCUACUAUCGAAGCUGAGGACACAAGUUCUGUUACGACCACCGAUGCCGGUUUAGCCACGCCCACGUCAUCUGACAGUGAUCGGAACCGUCGCGAGGAACACUCCUUGGACUCUUCAAUGGUCUUGGAUAUUGAUGGCAAUGCUAUCCCUUCUCCGAACCCAAGCCCGAGCAAAGAACACCCGCCCUUUACCAGCUUUGAUCAACUUCCAGAUGUUCUACCAGCUCCUCCUCAACCUAUAUCAAAUGCGCCAGCUCCAACAGAAGUCAUGCUAGCAGUGCCCCUGACCCUUCACAAUGCCUCUAUCACCAUCAUGGAUUUAUCUGAUAUCAGUGCCAAGACAACGUUCAAACAACGACCGAACAGCGAAUAUCUGCUCCAGAUUGAACCAGCUUCACAGCGCUUCCCUGGAUGGAUGGUCACGCGCAAGUAUAUCGACUUCGAGCCAUUGCAUGAGACACUCAAGAAAAUUGCACCCAUCACCGGACAGCAUGAGUUUACCCAACACUAUCCCGCUCUUCCCAGUUGGAGAGGCCAGACUAGUGAGGGCCUCAUCCACAACCUCGAAGCGUAUCUCCGAUUCGCCUUGAAAUUUGAGCCGCUUGCUGAGACUGGAGUCAUGAAGACAUUCUUAGACAAAGAAACAGGUCUACAAAAGGCUCCUGCUCAGAGCAAGAAUGUCUUGGUGCAAGGUGGUGCAGCGCUAGAAAAUGUGGGAAAGAACUUCAUCAAUGUUCUUGGUCAAGGCGGCAAGAACAUUGCUGGAGGCGGUAAGGCUGUGCUCGGUGGCGUGCAGGGUGUCUUCGGCGCUGUGGCGACGGGUGUGCAGGGCAAUCAGAAGAAAUCCAUCUCAAAUCCCAGAUCAUCACAGCAACUCUCUAGGAUGGAUACCUCUAGCAGUCAGAAUUGCAGAUCUAGUUCUGAUGUCGCGAGGCAGAGCACCGAUAGUAUCGAGGUCAGACCCCCUCUUCCUGGUAGACCUGGCACUGCAGCUUCAAGUCAAAACCAGCGGUCACGAUCGUCAUCGAUCAUGCUUGACUCCGCUAGGCAGUCACAGGAGAUUUUGUCCAUUCCCCCACCACCAAGCGAGAUAUCAGAUGACUAUCAGCCAGUACCACGGGCUGUGACUGAGAUCCCGCCUCAGACACCACCACGACCACGACAAGACACCAUCAUCGCCAACCCAGCGACUCCGGCUCUUAGUCAAAAGCCAGAAGAAUCCAGCACACCAGCUUCAGUCAAUCUCCCAAAAACACCAGCCAGAAGAAGUCCCAGAAAGGAUCGACCCAUCUCCGAAGAAGAAACCCGCGCAUCCAUUGAACUCAUAUUCGCAAUCCUCACCGAACUAUACUCCCUGGCCGGUACCUGGACAAUUCGCCUUUCCCUCCUGUCUGCCGCGAAGACAUUCCUCCUACGGCCGAACAAUCCGCAACUCGAGUCGAUCCGCGUGCUUUUACAAGAGAGCGUCGUGGAAGCGAAUUUCUGCGACAAAGGUCUUGCGACACACCUGACGAAACUGCGUGAGAACUCGCUGCCGACAGAAGAAGAGCAAGCGAAGUGGCCGAAAGAGCCGAGUGCCGAGGAAAAGGAGAAACUCCGGAUCAAAGCUCGGAAAUUGCUGGUCGAGCGCGGCAUGCCGCAGGCCCUUACGAGCGUGAUGGGUGCAGCUGCCAGUGGCGAGGCGUUGGGCAGAGUCUUCGAUUGUCUGCAAGUUGAGCUUGUUGCCAGGGGUCUCAUCUUUGCGUUAUUGCUGCAGGCGGUCAGGGCAGCGACGCAAUGA